AUGAGCAGCCAGUUGAUCCAUUGUCACAUAGUUACUAAGGGGUUUGGUGUGGGUUUCUUUGGCACCUUUGUCUAUGGGUUUAACUUUCCCAAAGAUAGAGAACCUCUGUGGGACAGUCUUAAGAGCAUUGCUAGCAUGUGUAAUGAUCCUUGGAUAGUGAUGGGAGACUUUAAUGCUGUCAUGGAACUUGAACAUAGGAUUGGAUCAACAGUCAGACUCACUGAAACUCAACCCAUGAGCAACUGCAUGAGUCUAUGUAAUCUUUCUGUGAUCAAAACUGUGGGGAGGCACUUUACUUGGAAUAAUAAACAAGAGGGAGCUGACAGGGUUUUCUCUAUGAUUGAUAGGGUCCUAAGCAAUGCCAAGUGUAGUGAUCUUUUUGAAACUGCUGAGGCUGCCUACUUAGAUGAAGCCACUUUUGAUCAUUGCCCAAUGAUUCUAAGGUGCUAUAAGGCUGGCUGUGUGAAGAAACCUUUUAGGUUCUUCAAUAUGUGGGUCAAUGCCAAUAGCUUCAUGGAGUUAGUUGAGUCAACUUGGGGAAAAUAUGUUUAUGGUUGCCAUAUGUUCAGAAUUGUCCAGAAGCUCAAGUGGUUGAAACCAGCUCUGAAAACUCUCAAUGGUCAAGGUUUUAGCAACCUUGAAACUGAAAAGGUUAGGCUUCACCAUAAACUGUUACAAGCCCAACAGGCUCUCCAUAUGGACCCCAACAAUGCCAAUCUAGCGACUACAGAAAAACAAGCUGCCAGUUCCUAUGCUAGUGCUCACAAGAACUACCUUUCCUAUUUACAACAGACAGCUAAACUACACUGGUUGAAAGUGGGGGAUGAAAACACUAGGGCAUUCCAUCAAAGUAUCAAACACAGGAGGAAAAGAAACAAGAUUAACUCUAUCCAAACUGAAAAUGAUACUGGUACUAGACUAACAGAUGCUCACAAGGAAAGUUUAAAAUGCAAUUUCACUCAUAGUGAUAUUAAAAGAGUUCUUGAUACCAUUCCAAAUGACAAGGCACCUGGAAUGGAUGGCUACAACAGUUUGUUCUUUAAAACUGCUUGGCCUGUGGUGAAAGAUGACAUGACCAGAGCCAUCAAUGACUUCUUCUCUACAGGGAAAAUGCUCAAGGAAAUCAAUGUAACAAGCAUCACUCUGGUUCCAAAAGGGGCCUUUGUAGCUGGAAGGUCAAUUCUUCACAAUGUUCUUGUUUGUCAAGAUAUUGUGAAAAUCUACGGGAAAAGCCAUAAGCAAUUGGGAUGCCUUAUGAAGCUAGACCUAAGAAAGGCAUAUGAUACAGUAGCUUGGGAUUUUAUCAAAGAAAUGAUGACUGGUCUUGGUUUUCCUGUUCACUUUAUUGAUUUGAUCAUGACAUGUCUUUCAACAACUCAAUACUCCCUGAUGAUCAAUGGUGCCCCUAGUAAGUUAAUUCAACCUAAGAGAGGCCUUAGACAAGGGGAUCCCCUUUCUCCCCUGUUGUUUACCUUGUGUAUGGAGUAUUUCUCCAGAGGCACCCCUGAAGUGGUUCAGCUCAUGUUGGAUGGUUUUCACUGCUUCUGUAACACCACAGGCUUGCAAGUCAAUCCAAAAAAAUCCUCUAUUUUCUGUUGUGGGAUGAACUCUCAACUUCAAAAUCACAUUGCGAAGCUGUCAGGUUUCAAUGUGGGUUCCAUUCCAUUCACCUAUCUAGGUGUUCCCAUCAGUGCUAAGAAAUUGAGAGGUGUUGAGUGUGAUUUACUCAUUGACAAAAUGGUGGCAAGGAUUAAGAUUUGGAGCUCUAGGCAUAUCUCUUUUGCUGGAAGGAUGCAGCUUGUCAAUUCUGUUCUUAUGAUUCUGAAGAAAAUUAAUGCAAUAUACAGAUUUUAUCUGUGGUUUGGUUCUUAUGCUGACAACAGACCAGGUGCUGUAGCCUUGGACAAGCUUUGUUGUACCAAAAGUGAGUGGGGUCUUGGUUUUAGAAAUCUGGUUUUGUGGAACCAAGCAGCCAUAGGCAAGCAAGCUUGGGCAAUCUCUAAAAAAGAGGACAAUAUGUGGUUUAAAUGGGUCCAUGACAUGUAUGUGAAAGACAAGAAUUGGGAUCCGUACACAGCUCCAAUCACUGCAAGUUGGGCUGUGAAAAUAGUGUGCAAAGUUAAGAACAUGUUUAAUGGGAAAUUACAAUCUCCUGAUUGGCUCACUGUCAACAAGUACUCCAUUAAAGGAAUGUAUCAGAACUUGAGUGAGGUUCAGCCCAAGACCCACUGGGCUAAGCAGAGGAAACAAUUACACACCUGUACUUUGGGUGUACUUAUAGUGCUAGUUGCAAGGCUAUGGUGCUUCAGUGGCUUAAUCUAUCACUUGUGGAGGGCAAGGAACUAUGUAGUGUGGGAUGCUAUGGUGCCUACUGUUUUGCAGACAGUGAAGAGAGUCCAGUUGGACACCAAAGGUAGAAUUCAGCAACUGAUUGGGAAGAAAGUCAAGUCUUAUGAUUUAGAUUGGUUCAGUGCCUUGUGA
Spinacia oleracea (spinach) is the source of this 2481-nucleotide messenger RNA. RefSeq lists its product as uncharacterized. The record is from RefSeq and is a predicted model, not a curated record. The coding region runs from base 1 to 2481 and encodes 826 amino acids. NCBI's taxonomy places the organism in Eukaryota, Viridiplantae, Streptophyta, Magnoliopsida, Caryophyllales, Amaranthaceae. The transcript is spliced from 7 exons.